AGGCUUCAGACUCCCGGCGCCAUUUAGCGCGGAGAGUUUCCCCGGCGGACGCGGCUCUCCACGCUCGGCCACUCUGCACCCCCAUCUUCGGUGACAGAAGGAGCCUGGUGGGGGUGACUACUCUUUCCUCUCCCUAACCCCCUUCACCCAGUCCUCUCGGUCUCCUCUACUCUCGGCCCAGAGAAGCCGCGGAGCUCGGGCCCCGCGGUGAGCGGCCCUCCCCUCCCCACCGUUCCCUCCCUCUGUCAGCCCCCGGCACCGGCCCGGGAGGAGACGGGGGUUUGCCAGGCCCGGGGCGGGCGGGGAGGCCUCGGGGAAGGGGGGGCCCGCUCCUCAGGCACCGAGGCUUCGAGGCUUCGGCUCUUCCCGUCCGGGCGAUGGGCGCCCUGUGAGACUGGUCCCCCUAGCUGGGGGCGCGUGUGGGAGGAGGCGACCGACUGACUGACCGGGAGCCCCCGGGCCGGCCCUCCCUCGCCUUCCUCGGCCCCUCCCACCCUCUUCGGCUCUGGGAUUGCCACCGCUCGGGAGUCCGUGCUCGUCCGUUCCUCGCUUUGCCGCCGCCCCCGGGGCCUAGCCCGCCCAGCUCGGGAAGCGGCGGCGGCGGGGAGCUGGAGCCGCCGCCGCAUCCACCGCAUCCGCUUCGACUCGGUGCCGGCUCCUUGCCCUGCCCCUCAUGACUGCGGCGCCUCUGCUGCUCCAGCCUUCCCGGCCGCCGCUCGCCGCAGGAUGGAUGCGGACCGUGAGGCGCUAACCCCCGUGGCUCAGCUCCUCGACCGCCCGCCGACGAGCCCCCUCGUGAGCCGCAGCAGCCGCCGCAACUGGGCCCAGUGGUCCGCGUCUCCUUCGGGGCGGCUUGUCAGUGCUGAGUGAGGAGCCGUCCGGGUGCAUCCGAACCCGCCGGGAGCGGGAGCCCUAGUAGCGGAACCCGCACACCUCCGCCGCUCUUCGGGCUCGGCCCCUCGCCCUCUCUUCAUUCACAAGUUCGAGCCGCUCGCCUCGCUUGUGCGGACCGACCAUGUCAGGCGGCGCCGCAGAGAAGCAGAGCAGCACUCCGAGCUCCCUGUUCCUCUCGCCGCCGGCGCCUUCCCCCAAGAAUGGCUCCAGCUCCGAUUCCUCGGUGGGGGAGAAACUGGGCAGCGCGGCGCCCGACGCUGGGACCGGCCGGACAGAGGAGUACCGGCGUCGCCGCCACACUAUGGACAAGGACAGCCGUGGCGCGGCCGCGACCACGACCACCACCGAGCACCGCUUCUUCCGCCGCAGCGUCAUCUGCGACUCCAACGCCACUGCGCUGGAACUGCCCGGCCUUUCCCUUUCUCUGCCCCAGCCCACCGUCUCCGCGGUCGCGCCGCAGAGUACUCCGCCGGAGCCGCACCGCGAGGAGACCUUGACCGCCACCGCCGCUGCCCAGGUAGCCCAGCUACCUCCCGCCUCUGCCGCCCCUGGGGAGCCAGCCGGCGCGGGCCCUGCCGCCGCGACUGCCCCCAGCAGUACCAGCAGAGAUCGCCAAGUGUCCCAGCCCAACCAUGUGGGGAGCAAAGAGGAGCCUCCGUCGGCCAGAAGCGGCAGCGGCGGCGGCACCGCCAAGGAGCUGCAGGAGGAACGGAGCCAGCAACAGGAUGAUAUCGAAGAGCUGGAGACCAAGGCCGUGGGAAUGUCCAAUGAUGGCCGCUUUCUCAAGUUUGACAUCGAAAUUGGCAGAGGCUCCUUUAAGACCGUCUACAAAGGCCUGGACACUGAAACUACAGUGGAGGUCGCCUGGUGUGAACUGCAGGAUCGAAAAUUAACAAAGUCUGAGAGGCAGAGAUUUAAAGAAGAGGCUGAAAUGUUAAAGGGCCUUCAGCAUCCCAAUAUUGUUCGAUUCUAUGAUUCCUGGGAGUCCACAGUAAAAGGAAAGAAGUGCAUUGUUUUGGUGACUGAACUUAUGACAUCUGGAACACUUAAAACGUACCUGAAAAGGUUUAAGGUGAUGAAGAUCAAAGUUCUAAGAAGCUGGUGCCGUCAGAUCCUUAAAGGACUUCAGUUUCUUCAUACUCGAACUCCACCUAUUAUUCACCGAGAUCUUAAGUGUGACAACAUCUUUAUCACUGGUCCUACAGGCUCAGUCAAGAUUGGAGACCUAGGUCUGGCAACCCUGAAGCGGGCUUCUUUUGCCAAGAGUGUGAUAGGUACCCCAGAGUUCAUGGCCCCCGAGAUGUAUGAGGAAAAAUACGAUGAAUCUGUUGACGUUUAUGCUUUUGGGAUGUGCAUGCUUGAGAUGGCCACAUCUGAAUACCCUUACUCAGAAUGCCAAAAUGCUGCUCAGAUCUACCGUCGAGUGACCAGUGUAAGUCUUAGCAUGAUUAGUGAGCUUAAGUCACACCAAAAAAGGAAUGCCAAGCUGGAUAUCAUCGAACCAUCUGAUGGAACGGUUGACAGUGGUCAAGGAUCUUCUGUCUUCACAGAAUCUCGAGUGAGCAGCCAACAGACAGUUUCAUAUGGGUCCCAGCAUGAACAGGCACAUUGUACUGGCACACUCCCAGGGCAUACAGCUUCUGUUGUCCAAGCACAGUCUCAGCCCCAUGGGGUCUAUCCACCCUCAAGUGUGCCUCAGUCCAUGGCGCAUCCGUGUGGGGGGACCCCAACAUACCCAGAAUCACAGAUAUUUUUCCCAACUAUUCAUGAACGUCCAGUUUCUUUUUCACCACCUCCCACCUGUCCACCGAAGGUGGCCAUUUCCCAGCGGCGUAAGAGCACCUCCUUCUUGGAAGCCCAAACUCGCCACUUCCAACCCCUGCUGAGGACUGUUGGCCAAAAUCUUCUUCCACCUGGUGGCAGCCCAACUAACUGGACACCAGAGGCCGUAGUUAUGUUGGGCACUACAGCCAGUAGGAUAACUGGAGAGCCAUGUGAGAAACAGGUCCAUCCUAUGUUUGAACCAACUCAAGUUCACGGUGACUAUAGACCUGGACUAGUACUUCCAGAAGAAGCUCACUAUUUUAUUCCUCAGGAAGCAGUGUAUCUAGCUUACCAGGCCCAGGUGACAGAACAGUAUGAGGGUAUUCCAUACAACUCACCAGUACUGUCAAGUCCUAUGAAACAGAUACCUGAACAGAAGCCAGUACAAGGGGGCCCUACCUCAAGUUCUGUCUUUGAAUUUCCAUCUGGACAGGCUUUCCUGGUAGGACACCUUCAGAAGUUAAGAUUAGAUUCUGGAUUGAGUCCAGGAUCUCCCCUCUCUAGUAUUUCUGCACCUAUCAGUACAGAUGCUGCACGUUUGCAGUUUCACCCUGUCUUUGUUCCUCAUUCUGCGCCCGCUGUGUUAACUCGUAACAAUGAGAGAAGCAAUUGUGUAUUUGAGUUUCAUGUUCACACUCCAAGCUCCUCUUCAGGAGAAGGAGGAGGAGUUUUACCUCAGCAUGUUUACCGAAAUCGACAGGUUGCAGUGGACUUGAAUCAGGAAGAACCACCUCCUCAAUCAGUUGGAUUACACGGCCGCCUACAGCCUGUGACUGAAGAACAGCGUAAUUACCAUGCCCCAGAAUUGACCGUUUCUGUGGUAGAGCCUAUCGGACAGAACUGGCCAAUAGGAAGCCCAGAAUAUUCCAGUGAUUCCUCACAAAUUACUUCUUCAGACCCCAGUGAUUUUCAGUCACCUCCCCCUACAGGGGGAGCAGCUGCACCUUUUGGCUCUGACGUCUCGUUACCCUUUAUCCGUCUGCCUCAGACAGUGUUCCAAGAAUCCCCACUUUUCUUCUGUUUCCCCCAAGGAACCACAUCUCAGCAGGUUUUAUCUGCCUCAUUUUCUUCAGGAGGAUCUGCACUCCAUCCACAGGCACAGGGGCAAAGCCAGGGUCAACCAUCCUCAAGUAGCUUAACAGGGGUUCCAUCUUCCCUACCCAUACAACAUUCUCAGCAGCAGCAGGGAGUACAGCAGACAGCCCCUCCUCACCAGGCAGUGCAGUAUUCACUUCCACAGACAUCAGCCUCCAGUGAGGCCACUACUGCACAACCAGUCAGUCAGUCUCAAGCUCCACAGGUCUUGCCUCCAGUAUCAGUUGGAAAACAGGGCUUUCCACCUCGACUGCCACCACAAUACCCAGGAGAUUCAAAUAUUGCUCCCUCUUCCAGCGUGGCUUCUAUUUGCAUCCCUUCUACAGUCCUAUCCCCUCCCAUGCCGAGAGAAGCACUAGCUACACCGGGUUACUUUCCUACAGUGGUGCAGCCUUUUGUGGAAUCAAACCUUUUGGUUUCUGUGGGCAGUAUAGGAGGACAGGUUCAAGUGUCCCAGCCAGCAGUGAGUUUAGCACAGCAAGCCCCCACUACAUCCUCCCAGCAAGCAGCUCUGGAGAGUACUCAGGGAGUAUCUCAAGUUGCUCCUCCAGAGCCAGUUCCAGUGGCACAAGCACAGCCUACCACUUUGGUCUCCUCUAUAGACAGUGCACAUUCAGAUGUUGCUUCAGGAAUGAGUGAUGGCAAUGAGAAUGUCCCAUCAUCCAGUGGAAGGCAUGAAGGGAGAACUGCAAAACGGCAUUAUCGAAAAUCUGUUAGAAGUCGCUCUCGUCAUGAAAAGACUUCACGUCCAAAAUUAAGAAUUUUGAAUGUUUCAAAUAAAGGAGACCGGGUAGUAGAAUGUCAGUUAGAGACUCAUAAUCGGAAAAUGGUUACAUUCAAAUUCGAUUUAGAUGGUGACAAUCCUGAGGAGAUAGCAACAAUUAUGGUGAACAAUGACUUUAUUCUAGCAAUGGAGAGAGAGUCAUUUGUGGAUCAAGUACGAGAAAUUAUUGAAAAAGCUGAUGAAAUGCUCAGUGAGGAUGUCAGUGUGGAACCAGAGGGUGACCAGGGAUUGGAGAGUCUGCAAGGAAAGGAUGACUAUGGCUUUGCAGGUUCUCAAAAAUUGGAAGGAGAGUUCAAACAACCAAUUCCUGCAUCUUCCAUGCCACAGCAAAUAGGCAUUCCUACCAGUUCUUUAACUCAAGUUGUUCAUUCUGCUGGAAGACGGUUUAUAGUGAGUCCUGUGCCAGAAAGUCGAUUACGAGAAUCAAAAGUUUUCACUAGUGAAAUAUCAGAUACAGUUGCUGCCUCUACUUCUCACGGCGCUGGAAUGAACUUGUCUCACUCUGCUUCAUCCCUUAGCCUACAGCAGGCCUUUUCUGAACUUAGACAUGCCCAAAUGACAGAAGGGCCCAACACAGCACCUCCCAACUUCAGUCAUACAGGACCAACAUUUCCAGUAGUCCCUCCUUCCAUGAGUAGCAUUGCUGGAGUCCCAGCCACAGCAGCAGCCACACCUUCAGUAUCAGUCCCUGCAGCUAGCAGCCCCCUUACUGACAUUUCCACAUCAGUAAUGCAGUCUGAGAUUCCAGUGCCCACUGAAACAGGGAUCGGUGGAGUUGCCACCUGCGCAGGUGUGAUGCCCUCAAGUGGUCUCCCUGUACCACCUGUAUCUGAAUCACCAAUAUUUUCCACUGUGGUUUCGAGCAUCACAGUACCUGCAGUUGUCUCGGUAUCAGCAACAUCCCAGCCAGUUCAGGCUCCCACAUCUGGGAGCGCAGUUUCUAGCAUAGGCACUUUGCCCUCUAUGCCGGCUGCAACAACUUUAGCCCCUGCAGUGGGCAGUGCUGCCGCGCCGGGUGCUAAGCCCCCACCUGUACUGUCGCAGCAGGUGGCAGGCAGUACUGCUGGCGCAGCCACAUUAGCCUCUGUUCCUGCCACCGCUCCGUUCCCAAGCUUAGCUUCACAGCCGUCUCUUCAGCUUAGCAGUAGCACCUCUGCUCCGACUCUAGCUGAAACAGUGGUGGUUAGUGCACACUCACUAGAUAAAACAUCUCAUGGUAGUACAACUGGAUUGCCUUUGUCCCUCUCUGCAUCAUCGUCUUCCUCCCCUGGAGCAGGAUUAUCUAGUUCCGUUUCUCAGCCUGGUGGGAUGCAUCCUUUGAUCACCCCAUCAGCUAUAGCUUCUACUCCUGCCCUUCCUCAAGCAGCAGGACCUACUUCUACACCUUUAUUGCCCCAAGUACCUGGUGUCCUACCCUUGGUACAGCCUAUUGCCAGCGUGCCUGCCGUGCAGCAGACACUAAUUCACAGUCAGCCUCAACCAGCUUUACUUCCCAACCAGCCCCACACUCACUGCCCUGAAAUAGAUGCCGACUCACAGCCCAAAGCUCCUGGAAUUGAUGACAUAAAGACUCUAGAGGAAAAGCUGCGGUCUCUCUUUAGUGAACACAGCUCAUCUGGAGCCCAACAUACGUCUGUCUCACUGGAGACUUCACUGGUAGGAGAGACCACUGUCACACCAGGCAUCCCAACCACCGCUGUUGCACCAAGCAAGCUCAUGACUUCCACUACAAGUACAUGCUUACCACCAACCAGUUUGCCACUGGGUACAACUGGUUUGUCAGUUACGCCAGUGGUCCCACCUGGGCAGGUUUCUACCCCAGUCAGCUAUGUGUCAGCCCCAGUCAGCGCGACACCAGGAGCGAAAGCUGGACCUGCUCCGUCGAAGCCACCUUUAACUAAAGCUCCAGUGCUGCCAGUGGGUACUGAACUUCCAGCUGGUACUCCACCCAGCGAGCAGCUGCCACCUUUUCCAGGACCUUCACUAACUCAGUCCCAGCAGCCUCUGGAAGAUCUUGAUGCUCAGUUGAGAAGAACACUUAGUCCAGAGACUAUUGCGGUGACAUCCACAGUUGGUCCUGUGUCCAUGGUGGCUCCAACAGCAGUUGCAGAAGCAGGAGCACAGCCUCAGAAGGAUGUUUCUCAUAUUGUAGAAGGUCCUGUCCUAGCAACUAGUUCAGGAACUGGUGUUUUCAAGAUGGGACGAUUUCAGGUUUCAGUUGCAAUGGAUGAUGUCCAAAAAGAGGGUAAAAAUAAGUCAGAAGAUACAAAGUCUGUUCAUUUUGAAUCCAGUACUUCAGAGUCCUCAGUGCUAUCAAGUAGUAGUCCAGAAAGUACCCUGGUGAAGACAGAGCCUAAUGGGAUAACCAUCCAUGACAUCUCAUCAGAUAUGCCAGAUAGUGCCCACAAAACUCCUGCGUCGGAAGCAAAGUCAGAAACUGGGCAGCCUACCAAGGUAGGACGUUUUCAGGUGACAACUACAGCAGACAAAGUAAGUCGUUUCUCUGUAUCAAGAACUGAAGACAAGAUCACUGAGGCAAAGAAAGAGGGGCCAACAGCAUCUCCUCCUUUUAUGGAUUUGGAACAAGGUAUUCUCCCUGCUGUGAUACCAAAGAAAGAAAAGCCUGAACUGUCAGAGCCUUCACAUCUGAAUGGGCCAUCUUCUGACCUGGAGGCCGCCUUCCUUAGCAGGGAUGUGGAUGAUGGUUCAGGUAGUCCACACUCCCCCCAUCAGCUGAGCUCGAAGAGCCUUCCUAUCCAGAAUCUAAGUCAAAGCCUUAGUAAUUCAUUCAACUCCUCUUAUAUGAGUAGUGACAAUGAGUCAGAUAUUGAAGAUGAAGAUUUAAAAUUAGAGCUGCGAAGACUACGAGAAAAGCAUCUUAAAGAAAUUCAAGACUUGCAGAGUCGCCAGAAGCAUGAAAUUGAAUCUUUGUAUACCAAACUGGGAAAGGUUCCCCCCGCUGUCAUUAUUCCCCCAGCUGCCCCCCUUUCAGGGAGAAGAAGGCGACCCACUAAAAGCAAAGGCAGCAAAUCCAGUCGCAGCAGUUCCUUGGGGAAUAAAAGCCCCCAGCUUUCAGGUAACCUGUCUGGUCAGAGUGCCACUUCAGUUUUGCACCCCCAGCAGACCCUCCACCCUCCUGGCAGCAUCCCAGAGACUGGGCAGAAUCAGCUGUUACAGCCCCUUAAGCCAUCUCCCUCCAGUGACAACCUCUAUUCAGCCUUUACCAGUGAUGGUGCCAUUUCAGUACCAAGCCUUUCUGCUCCAGGUCAAGGGACCAGUAGCACAAACACCGUUGGGGGAGCAGUGAACAGCCAAGCCGCCCAAGCUCAGCCUCCUGCCAUGACGUCCAGCAGGAAGGGCACGUUCACAGAUGACCUGCACAAGCUGGUAGACAAUUGGGCCCGAGAUGCCAUGAAUCUUUCCAGCAGGAGAGGAAGCAAAGGACACAUGAAUUAUGAGGGCCCUGGAAUGGCAAGGAAGUUCUCUGCACCUGGUCAGCUGUGCAUCUCCAUGACCUCAAAUCUGGGUGGUUCUGCCCCCAUCUCUGCAGCAUCAGCUACCUCUCUAGGUCAUUUCACCAAGUCUAUGUGCCCCCCACAGCAGUACGGUUUUCCAGCUCCCCCCUUUGGCACUCAGUGGAGUGGGACAGGUGGCCCAGCACCACAGCCGCUUGGCCAGUUCCAGCCUGUGGGAACUGCCUCCUUACAGAAUUUCAACAUCAGCAAUUUGCAGAAAUCCAUCAGCAACCCCCCAGGUUCCAACCUGCGGACCACUUAGACCUAGAGACAUUAACUUGAGUAGAUUUGGGGGCAGGAGAUGGAAUGCUGAAGGGGGUGGGGGGGGACGGGAAAGUAGCCUAUAUACUAACUACUAGUGCUGCAUUUAACUGGUUAUUUCUUGCCAGAAAGGAAUGUUUUUAAUACCGCUUAGAGCCCUCAGAAUUGAGAAUCUCCCUCCCCCUUCACCAUUUAUUGGAGUGGAACGAGAAGGAAAGAGCAGCUUUCUUGUGAUGGGGCGGCUUCAAACCAUGCUUUCCUGUUUCUCUACACCCAAUAGUGAGGGCUAGAAAAGAGAAUCAUUUAUCAGAAAGCUACGAGAGAGCUCAGUGGAAAACCAAACCCCAUCUGUAUUUCAAAUGGGUGGAGCUCUUAAUUUUGGUACCCACCCCAAAUCCCUUAUUCCCUCAAGAAUCUAAACCACAAGACAAAAAAAAACACAAAAAAAUAAAACAAAAAAACUUUUGGGCUCUCUCCUACCCUGUUCCCCCCCCUCCCUUUUUUUUUUCUUUGUUUCUUUUUUCUUUUUUUUUUUUUUUGCUUUAGAACCCAGUGAAAAACACCAGGGGACUGAGGUUUCAACCCUUUCUUAUGAUAGGUCAUUAGUGCUUUAAGCAAAUGAUAUUAGCAGCUUUGACUGCAGCAUUAGCAAUUAGGAAAAAAAAAAAUUAAGUCCCCUGCGGACAUGUAACUUUGCCAUCAGUUUUGAUGUGGAAACACUGUGAUAUAUAAAUGUUGUUGGACAACAGUAGUUUUAAGAGUAAAAUAUGAAAGGUUUAAAAAGUUGGAAAAAAAAAGCAAGCUCUGUCCUUUACUUAUUGAGACACUUUAGCUUUUUCCUUUGUAUUUCCAUUGUAGUAGAUAAAUAAAUGUGAAUGUAAGAUUGUAUAAAUUACUGUACUUGAAUACUUCUGUUCUCCCAGUAUUGCUUGCUGGAUAUUUUAGUGCCUUGGACUUCUACUGCUUCUGCCAUUAGCACCAACUUCUCAUCAGACCCCAGAUCAGCAGAGGGCAUAUGGAAGGAUAUUAGGUCCAUGUGACCCCAGCAGAGGAUUAUGCCAAAGGGAAACUGAGUUGUUGUUUUUUUUUUUUUUAAGUCAUUCAGUUUUGUCUAGAGCAGGUGUAAGAUGAGCAGGGUGAGAAGUUAAGUUGACAUCAGUGGUUGAAAGCAGAAAGUUCUGUUUCAAGAACAGUAAGGAGGGGUGUGGUAACAAAAUUGAGCAAUUUAAAAGCUUAAGGGUGGUGUGUGAUAAAUGAAAGAAAAAGAAAGACUAAGAACGGGAGAACAGACUUGUCAGGAAGAUGUGUGCUGCCUGGCCCACAGGGUGCCAUGAGCCUUACUUAAGCCAGGCUUGACAGACAAGACCUAGUGGAAAUGGCUGAAUAUAAAGGGAAGGGGGUGGGGGCUAGUUUUUAAGUUGGGAAAUGUUGAUAGUGAAAAGUUACAGAUGGAGAAAGAUGCUCUAAGAAAAACUUUGGAUUGCUUUCCUCUUGUUGCAAAUGUAUCAUGCAUUUCUCAGCUUGGGGUACUGUAUUUUGUGGAAAGUGGACCCACAUCUGAAUUAAGCAUUGUAAGAAAGAGUGGCUUAUUCCUACUCGUUUCCUAGGUGAUGUCCAAAUGGUUGCAGGAUCAUAAAUCUGUUGUGCCACCUCUAUUUCUAGAAUUGCAACUGAUAUUCUCACAUUCUCAUAUAAACAAAUACUCCCCUUAAGUAAUAACUGCAACCAAUCAGUAUUAUAUAGUGCUAUGCCUAGUUGUAAUGGGCAGUUCUAUUAUUUUCAGAGCUUUCAGGAAAUACUCUCCUAAUUGGCUAUGUUUGGGAUCUCUAUUAUCUCCGAAGAUGGGGAAAGAAGCUAGGACUCCUAAUUUUUUGGGUGCUUCUUCUCUUGACUCUUGAGUUGGGAAAUUGACACAUUUCCAAUCUCUUACCCACCUCAACAGCACAUCCCAGGAAUCACCACAAUAGGGGGAGCCUGGUUGGCUGUCCUAUCCUGUUGUUCCUUCAUGGGCCCUGUUUUCUUUAGUAAGUUAGCCUAGGUCCCAAAGAUGCAAGUGAAAGCUGAAGGUUUAGGAAAGUAGAAAUGAAAAGGACAGGGGUUCCAAGCCCUGCUUCAAAGUUGUUUACUUAUUUAUUCUCUGCUUAAGAUUCUUGGGGAGAUGGUAAGAGUAAGGAAAGAACAACGAAGGUGCCAAGUAAAUGAGAAACAGACCACCUAAGAUGAAUGAAACCAUACUUUCUACUAGAGGAACGAGGGAACCAAAUGCAGCACAUAAUUUUUUGUUACUUUGGUUUUAUUUUGAGAUCACUUACACACAAAAAGUAAGAACUGGUUUUAUUUACUGUUGAUUUUUUUUUUUCCCCUCCUGUGGAUGAAGUAACUGAAGCCUAGAGGAAUGAACUAGUGCUACUGAACUGUUUAAAUUAUUUUUGUGUUAAUAGUACACUUUGAGUAUCUUUUUCCACAUUACAAAAAUCUUUCUGAAUUAUAAAUGUUUUCCUUACAUUAUUUAACAAUGUACACUGUUUAAAAAAGCAAAUAAACUGAAUUCAAACCUUGGGGGUUUCUCAGCAGCCGUUAAUUGUACAUUUUGCACUAACUCUGGGUGUUGCGCUUCUUGUAAGAUUGCGCUUUGUGCUUCAGUUUGUUACCUUUGUAGACUUAUUUAAUGAAACCAUUCAAAUAAAUCUAACUUGCUUUUGA
Molecule: messenger RNA, 11076 nt
Organism: Leptonychotes weddellii (Weddell seal)
Lineage: Eukaryota; Metazoa; Chordata; Mammalia; Carnivora; Phocidae
Source: RefSeq, a predicted model, not a curated record